GAAUCUUGGAGCCAUUUUUAUAUCUUAAAAGAAUAUAUACCUCAAAAAGAAUAUCAUUGAUUCCACGAAAUUAGUGGGUGCCCUCAAACUACCCCUCUUAAUUUGCCUCCACCUUUUAAACCCCUUAGCCAUAUAUUUCUCUUUUCUCAGAAAUAUUAUUUACCUUUGUUAUUUUCUCUCACAUUUCCAUUUUUCUUUUAUCAUCAAUCCCAAACCCAAAUCCUUUUAUACUAAAACCUUCAAGGGUUUAUUUUAUAUCAUUCUCUUUGUAAUUUAAUCCAAGAAAAUGGACCCCGUAGAGCUACAUAGAAUUUUCCAAAUGUUUGAUCGUAAUGGAGAUGGAACUAUUACAAAAAAGGAGCUCAACGACUCGUUACAAAGCUUGGGAAUACACAUUGAGGAACAAGAACUUGUUCAUAUGAUCGAAAAAAUAGACGUAAACGGAGAUGGAUAUAUCGACGUAGAUGAAUUUGGGACAUUGUACAAGUCGAUCAUGGACGAGAAGGACGAAGAGGAAGAUAUGAGAGAAGCUUUCAACGUGUUUGAUCAAAAUGGUGAUGGAUAUAUAACGGUGGAUGAAUUGAGGUCCGUUUUGGGAUCAUUAGGAUUGAAACAAGGCAAAACAUUGGAAGAUUGUAAGAGGAUGAUCAUGAAAGUCGACGUGGAUGGUGAUGGAAUGGUUGAUUUUAAAGAAUUUAGACAAAUGAUGAAAGGCGGUGGAUUUUCAUUGACAUGAAAGUUAUUAGAGGAAAAAAGGAAAGAAAGAAAAAGAAAAGGUUAUAUAGUUGUGUAUAUAUCCUUUUUUGUAUGUGACCCUUUGAGAAGCAAUAAAUGUCAUAUUUGUUUAAUCUUGGAUCA
Molecule: messenger RNA, 858 nt
Organism: Solanum dulcamara
Lineage: Eukaryota; Viridiplantae; Streptophyta; Magnoliopsida; Solanales; Solanaceae
Product: calmodulin-like protein 3
Exons: 1
Coding region: 287-736 (149 amino acids)
Molecular function (GO): calcium ion binding
Source: RefSeq, a predicted model, not a curated record